This is a messenger RNA of Hermetia illucens (black soldier fly), 1519 nucleotides long. RefSeq lists its product as uncharacterized. The record is from RefSeq and is a predicted model, not a curated record. NCBI's taxonomy places the organism in Eukaryota, Metazoa, Arthropoda, Insecta, Diptera, Stratiomyidae. Bases 279 to 983 code for a protein of 234 amino acids. The transcript has 3 exons.
AGAGAAAUUCCAGAAGAUGAAAACUUGGUUCUAUCUGGUAGUUGAUGAGACUAUUACCCAUAAUCCAGUAGUGGUCGGCUAAAAAAAAAUAAUCAUAGUCUCAAGGCAUGUCUGCUGUCUGGGACGAGCUUAUCUCACCACGAACUCGAGCCCGUUUUCUCAGUUCUGCUGCUGCUGUCCGUUCAAUACAAGUUGUUCUCCUGUAAUAAUCCAUUCGGGUUAUUAAUAGUAAAUACAUAUCAGUAGUGCUCACUCAAGUGACAUCUUUUUUACCGAAAAUGGUUUCUAUUUUGAAGAAAACUUCAAAACUAAUUGGGUUCGUGAUUAUAGUAUUAUUUGCAAACCUGUGUCAAUCACAAGAUGUAGGUUUUCCAGAACGCGGAGAUGAGGAAGAGAGUAAACAAAAUGCUGCAAAACGGAAGCCCAUCUACAUACCAGGAAGAUGUCGCGAAAAUGAACUUCUAUAUCCGGGUGAUCAGCUCGACGAUUGGAUCUGCGAUUGUUCGCCAGGUCAUCUAUUUCACCCUGCCACUGAUAAAUGCUACUCAGCAUAUAGAAAGGGACCCUGUUCCGAAGGAAGCUACCUGAUUUUACCGAAAGAUAAAGCCAUCCCUGAAUGCCAGAUCAACCCAUGUGAACGCGACGGAACCGUGCGUGUUCGGAACGAAUGUUACUCAUUAGGUCAACCGGGACCAUGCCCAUUUCCCGAACUAUCAAAUGUACUGGGCGUGAAUACAACUACAUUAGAACUAGCAUGUGUUAGCCUAUCUGUUGUUUUAAACACCCGAUUUGAUGAUGAUGAUGAUAAAACGCAAACACCAGCACCAACACCAGCUGAUAUCAAUUUGGAUGAAGCCCCUCUUUGCGCCAAGGGCUGCAAACGAUAUAUAAAUGGUACAUGCCCAACCGUAGAUGAGGUUACCACCACAUCGAAACCACUGAUCCAUAAUCGCAUUAUAACCACGCUGAAAUCGAAUCUUUAAUUCUCAGUAUUCGAAUAAGCUAAAGUAUUCUUAGGGUUCAUUUCAAUAAAUGAAAUAGUUCAGGUAUUAAUUUAUAGUCGUAUAAUAUCGUCAUUACCGUUUCGGUUGGAACGCGAUUAUUUAGCAAUAGUAAGAAUGAUUCAAUAUUUGAUUUCUACAAGUUUCACUUUACAUAUAGCCCUUUUCAGUCAAAUUCUUCUCGUAUUCAAUCAAUUUUGUAUCUUUCCUAAGCAAUUACUUAUUUUUUCAAAGCAUUUUCGAACUUUUUUGAGUAUCAUAAAUGAUUUUAAAUUUUAAGUUUUAAGAAAAUAUCUCUUCGUGUCAAUUGCAUAGUAUCGUCAUAAUAUAGUGAACAAUGUAUCUUUAUAAUUCACUAUCUUGCAGUCAAAUUUGAAUAGGUUCGAUACUAUACAAUUUUUAACGAUAUAUUUAUUUUAUUGUAUCUUUCUGGAGAAACUAGGAAUAAGUUUUCAAAUCUCUCUUACAAAUGCUAUAAAAUACAUUGUUUAAAAAGUAAAAUUAUUGUGUGCCUUCUU